This is a messenger RNA of Spinacia oleracea (spinach), 3108 nucleotides long. Its product is annotated as UTP--glucose-1-phosphate uridylyltransferase 3, chloroplastic. Bases 170 to 2809 code for a protein of 879 amino acids. Gene Ontology annotation, biological process: UDP-N-acetylglucosamine biosynthetic process. The transcript is spliced from 17 exons. NCBI's taxonomy places the organism in Eukaryota, Viridiplantae, Streptophyta, Magnoliopsida, Caryophyllales, Amaranthaceae. Gene Ontology annotation, molecular function: UDP-N-acetylglucosamine diphosphorylase activity. The record is from RefSeq and is a predicted model, not a curated record.
AGAUAUGGUUUUGGAGUCACCCAUUUUCUCCAAAAUUGCCUUCAUUUUCCCACUUUUAUCUGCAGUAUAUGCUUCCAGCAUCUCCCCAAUUAUCCCUCCUUCCACUGUCUUCCCCCCUUUAAAACUCCACCAUCGUUAACCUCCAUUUUUCUCUCUCCUCAUAUCAACAAUGGCGUCUUCACUCCCUCCACACACCAGCCAUGUUGCCUCAUCCUCCUCCCACUACAACCGAAAUUCUCUGUCCACCUUCACUGAUCAUCACACUUCCACCUUCCUGCACUUUCGGAAACAUCACCUCUUUUCUCUAUCCUCUUCCCACUCUCUCUCUUCCUCUUCCUCUACCUCCUCCUCUCCUUCCUCUUCUUCGCAGCUACUUACUCGCGUUUCGACGGUGCCGGUGGAGUACGCGCCACCGGCGCCGGAUUUUGAUUUCGACAAGGAAAUUGCUCGGCUAAGAAGCUUGAAGCUGAAGCUUUCAAAAGCAGGGAGUCUUGAGAGGAAGCACCGAGUUAUCGACAGUGAUUCACUAGUUAACCGAUUCUUCAAUUCGAGUCAGAAUGGGUUUGCUAGGGUUUCGGAAUCAGUGGAAUUGGACUCGUUUGAGAUGUAUUUGAUUAAAUGCGUUAUUGCGGCUGGGCAGGAGCAUGUGAUUAACUAUGGAUUUGAAGAAGAUGAGGAGAGAGAUUUUCAGAGUAGUCGGAGUUCGUUGAAGAAUGCAUUGUUUUCGUUGGCGGAGAUGAUAGAGAGUUGGGAUAUUGUAGGUGGCGGUGCAGGGAAUGGUAAGAUGGGGAUGAGUAAAUUAAUGGAGGAGGAAAUUGCAGCUUUGAAGAAGCUGUUGAAGACGUUGGCAGAAAUGGAAAGGUUUUAUGAUUGUAUUGGUGGAAUUCUUGGAUACCAGUUAACAGUGUUGGAGCUUCUUGCUGAGUCAGUUACAGGGAAAACCAUGAAUAGUUCCCAGCACAUGAAAGAGUCGAUGAAUUGCCAAUUUGUGGAAAUUCAUUCUCCCCAGGGGGUUGACCUUUCAAAAAAUACAGAAUAUGCAUCACAAGCAGCUAUGUGGGGAAUCGAGGGUUUGCCACACCUUGGUGAAAUUUAUCCUCUGGGUGGCUCUGCAGAUAGGCUUGGCUUCGUUGAUCCUGACACAGGGGAAUGUCUUCCUGCGGCUAUGCUCCCUUACUGUGGACGGACUCUGCUGGAAGGACUUAUUAGGGAUCUCCAGGCUAGAGAAUAUCUGCACUUCAAGCUAUUUGGAAAACAAUGCAUCACCCCUGUUGCUAUCAUGACAAGUGCUGCAAAGAAUAACCAUGAACACAUUAGUUUACUUUGUGACAAACUUCAAUGGUUUGGAAGAGGUCAAUCAACAUUUCAACUUUUUGAACAGCCUCUUGUUCCAGCCAUCAGUGCCGAAGAUGGAGAAUGGUUGGUUUCUGAACCAUUCACGCCAGUUUGCAAACCUGGAGGUCAUGGGGUAAUAUGGAAGCUUGCUUAUGACAAGGGCGUCUUCCAAUGGUUUCACAAUCAUGGACGGAGAGGUGCAACUGUUCGGCAAGUCAGUAAUGUUGUGGCUGCAACAGAUUCUACCCUACUGGCAUUGGCAGGAGUUGGUUUGCACCAAGGAAAGAAACUAGGCUUUGCAUCUUGUCAGAGGACUGCUGGGGCUACUGAAGGUAUUAAUGUUCUCGUUGAAAAGAAGGAAAUAAGUGGCAAGUGGGCUUAUGGUUUUUCAUGCAUUGAGUACACUGAGUUUGACAAAUUUGGAAUUCCAGGGGCUUCUUCAUCAAAGAGCUUGCUAGCAGAGUUCCCAGCCAAUACAAACAUUUUAUAUGUUGAUUUGCAUUCUGCGGAGCAAGUCGGAUCACGCAAUGAUGAGAGCAGUUUACCUGGAUUGGUUCUAAAUAUUAAAAAGCAAAUUGAAUAUGUUGACCAUUAUGGCAUCAAGCAUAGUGUUUCUGGUGGAAGGCUGGAAUGCACAAUGCAAAACAUUGCUGACAACUUCUGCAAUACAUAUCCAUCUCGGUAUUAUGGAGUAAAAGAAGAUGUACUGGAUACAUUUAUGGUGUAUAAUGAACGAAGAAGGGUCACCUCAUCUGCCAAGAAAAAAAGAAGGCAGGGUGGCAAGUCGUUUCACCAGACUCCAGAUGGAGCGUUGUUGGACAUCACGAGGAAUGCCUAUGAUCUCCUUUCCUACUGUGAUAUAAAAAUUCCUGAAGUGGGAGGAAAUGAAAAUUACAUUAAAUCUGGUCCACCAUAUCUCAUAUUUUUGCAUCCUGCUUUGGGUCCUCUUUGGGAGGUUUCGAGGCAAAAGUUUCAUGGAGGUUCCAUCUCCAAGGGCUCAGAGUUGCAAAUCGAGGUUGCUGAGUUCUUCUGGAGAAAUGUUCAGCUUGAUGGCAGCAUGAUUAUUGUCGCUGAAAAUGUGAUGGGCGCUAUGAAGACUGAUGAAACUGAGGAACCUCUGUUAGAGUAUGGUCACAGAUGUGCAAGGUGUAAGUUGCAGAAUGUCAGGGUACUGAACAAAGGAAUUGACUGGGAAUCUGGAGGGAAUAUUUACUGGAGGCACGAGGUGCAUCGGAACGAAUCUUUGAAAGUUAUGCUGCAUGGAAAUGCUGAAUUUGAGGCUACUGAUGUUACUAUUGAGGGAAAUCAUGUCUUUGAGGUUCCUAAUGGUUACAGAUUGAAGGUUACAUCCGCAAAUCCAGGUAUAUCGUUGCUAUUAGACCCCAUUGAAGACUCGAAGAAAGAUACUGGAAGCUGGUUUUGGAGUUACAAGAUGGAUGGAGCACAUGUAAAGUUGGAAAUGGUAGACUUAUAAAUCACUAACAGCAUUUUACACUUCCGCUGAUGUGAAUAAUUGUUCACGGAAGAACUUGGGGUGAAGAAUGUUCUGCUUAUCCUCUGAUUGGUUGAACAGAAGUUGAACCUUCACAAGGCAUUCUUUUCUAAUGCGCUGUAAAAGAGAGUAGGAAGCUUGUUGUAGCUCCUUUUCUUCUACUCUCUAUCUCUCUCACACGUUUUCCUUGUUGUAUCCCCCUACUUGUACAUGAUAUGUAAAAUAUCAUUUUUAUAUAUUGUAAAUUUUAUUUAUUAAUGAUGUAAAGUUAUUUAGUGCAA